This is a messenger RNA of Dentiscutata heterogama, 234 nucleotides long. Lineage: Eukaryota; Fungi; Glomeromycota; Glomeromycetes; Diversisporales; Gigasporaceae. The record is from the annotation of a GenBank genome assembly.
CUACAAGUAAGCAUAUUUGGUCUGUUUAUGGAUUUAUUUGUUCUAAGUUGCAUAAUCGAAUGCUAACCCAGAAGGCAGAAAAACUUGUUUAUAUAUUUAGAAAUAAUAGAAUUCUUUAUAAAUUAGGAAGGUCUAUAUUGGUUAAAGAUCAAAAAACAAUCUUAAAUAAUCAAGAAAGUAUUAUUCUUGAUAAUGAAAAAGAAAGUCAAAGCAUUAUUGAUAACAAAGAGGAAA